Molecule: messenger RNA, 2235 nt
Organism: Anisakis simplex (herring worm)
Lineage: Eukaryota; Metazoa; Nematoda; Chromadorea; Rhabditida; Anisakidae
Source: the annotation of a GenBank genome assembly
GUGGAUAUAUCCAAAGUACCGGGUUUUCGAGUUGGACUCGAAUUGCAAGCGCUUUCGAAGUUACAUCACGAAAAUAUUGUUGAAUUCUAUGAGGAGUUUCGGGAAAAUGGCGCACAGUUUAUUGUAAUGGAAUAUUGUAAAUAUGGUUCAUUAAGAGAUUAUGUGAAGAAAAAUGGAAGAUUGUCGGAUCAGUGUGCAGCAUUCAUAUUACGUCAAUUGGUGAAUGCCGUAAAGCACAUUCACUCGAGUGGAAUGAUGCAUCGAGAUUUAUCAUCUGGCAACGUGCUCAUAUCCUACAUGCAUAAUACAAAAUUCCGUGUGAAACUGGCCGAUUUUGGUCUAGCAACACUUUUGCGUCAAGGUGAUGUUACUGGUACGAUCGUUGGUACGCCUGGAUACAUAGCUCCUCAAGUGUACGGCCGAAGUUAUAAUCAAAAAGCGGAUGUGUUUUCGUUGGGUGGAAUUGUGUAUUUGAUGUUGAUGGGGAAGGAUCCUCCUCGCGAGCCGAACGUUGAACACUUGAAUCUGGACGGUUGUUCUGAAGAGGGCGCUGAAUUGAUUCGGCAAAUGAUGCAUCCCGACGAAACGAAACGAAUCACUUUGCAAGAUAUUCGAAUGAGUGCAUUCUCACGUAUCGCUGAUCAAUUUGAUGUUAGCGGUGGGAAUUCGUUCCGAGAUGGAUCGCGUGAGCAGAUACGUCGUAGUUCACGAGAGUACUAUCAGCUGAGUUAUGCACAACCAGUUCGUGUAAGAGCGCAGUCUGCACAACCUCGUAUGACAUCGAAUACGACCCGAAUGAAUAAAGAAUCUGGCUUUGAGAGUGGUGGUACCGACUUUAAUAAUAUUCGCCGACCAUCCUCGGAGAAUAUCUGUCGACACAGUUUAUACGACGGAAGUGUGUGUCGUAGAUGUGGUAUGCGACGUUCCAUAGAGAGGCCGUUGGAACGAAGAAUUUUGAGUAAUUACGGGGUUGUCGCUGCUGGUGCGAAUCGUGAAGGACGAGGCUCACAGAGAAGCGGACGUUGUGCAGAAAGACGCCAAAUGGAAUCGAGACGUGAUACUAUCAGAACAACAAUGGGGAGUGGUGUGAGUACGACAAAUGCUGCAUUGAAGACAUGGCCGUUAGAUAUUUCGCGGCUGGCACCCAAUAAAUUGAUCAUUGGUGCGGGACGGUUUUUCUUCAAUGUUGAUGGUACGAUAGUGUACGAAGUGGCUGGUAGACAUCGUUCGAUGAGUCGGGAUAACACUCAUCGUGCUAAAAAUGUGGGUGGAAGUAUAGAUCACUGGGUUGUGGCCGUUGUUGUUGUCAACACAAAAGCGACUGAUUCUCGGUCGUAUCAGCAAGUGUCUGUGAACAGUUGUCAUAAUGAUAGGAUACCGUUCCCGCAUCCGAAUGAUCCGCCCAUACACCUUGAUCAGUUUUAUGCGAGAACUUAUACAAGUUUCGAAGAGCUCAAAUUGGACACAUCUCAUCUGCGAUUCUAUCGUCAAAUCGUGGAAGCAAUGAGACGAUUGGGUGGUCGAGUUGAAAAGAUUGUUUUCAAGCCAUCAGCAAACUGUACGGCAAGACUGAUGGAGAACGGUGAUUUUAGGAUGAAAUUCAGCGACGGUCGCUUAGCAGUGCAAAAGCAAGGCAAUGGGUCAGUGUCGGUGUCGAGUGAUGCCUCAUCGAAGGCAAUACUUUCGACAGGUAAAUUNCAGUGCAAAAGCAAGGCAAUGGAUGAGAUGAACAGAUUCAAUGAAUCGCGGUCAGAUGCGCUUGAAAUGGAACGAAUCCUUGAGAAGGGCAUUUUUUUGAACUUCAAGCCGUUCCCGUUUCAUUUCUCCAACACUAGUUUAUUCACAACGAGUGUUAAUACGAGUGUGCCUAACAACCAACGGUUCGUGUCUAAAGAAGAUGAACGACGAGAUGACCAAGGUGCUUCUGAGAGGCGACUGGCUGCAUCAUCGGAUUUAUUGAAGCCAAGAAUGUUACGCGAAGGUGAAUAUAAACUGAGGGCACAACGCGAUGCUCAAGGCAAACAAAUUAUAUCGAGUAUUACAACGGUUAAUUCAGAGCCAGUUCGUUCUGUACGUAUUUCAACAACAUCACCGAAUAUUUUCAUAUACGAAGUUGCUGGACAACCAAAUUCGACAUUAAGAUUUCGAUUCAACGGUGUUGACUUCUCGAAAAUUCCUCAUUCGGCUCGCAGUUUACUCUAUACACUCUAUCGGAAACGACAAGAAUAUGCAUAG